CUCAGUCCGCAUCUCGGACACAUGAAGGCAUGAGGCAGACUUGUUCGUAGUGUCCGGCCAUUCAGCUAAUCCCGGACUUGUAAAUCCUGAGGGAUGACACCCCACUUACUCUCAGCAUCUUCCGAGAACUGAUGUGUGUAUUAUUAACAAGCGUGAACGAAUUCUUAUUUGCAGUUGUGUUAUUCGGUAGGCUACGUGUCUUUAACACUACACACAGUGCGGAAAGUAAGUGUGAACACUUAUCAAGUGUGGUUGUAAAUAUAGUGUUUACGAAGAGAAAAUAUUUGUGAUUUCAAUGCAAAUAUUAUUGCCGUUGCUGAUAUAACAUUCUUAUAAUGUGCUGUGAUUUAUCACAAUUUUGGAUUUUUCAAAAGGACUUUGAUCUUAGCGGCCGCAUGAAGUUUUAACUGUGGAGUUCAGAGAAGGAAGGAGUGAAAGGAAGAAACAAGCAGAGAAAAGUCCACUGUUUUCUUAUCGGCGAUUGAACGGGUGCAGAAAUUGAAGACAGCUUCAUACAUCGCACCAGUGAUCAGAUCGCAUAAGCAGAAGGAGCCUUGCUGUGGGAGCGCGAUGUGGGGCCGGGCGAUGCUGAUGGUGGUAGCCGUAGCAGUCGCCUCGUGCAGCGACGAGCAGCUGCACCUCGGCCGUGGCAUCAACCUCUUCAGUCGCUAUGGCUACCUGAGCAUCAGCAUGCGCGUCGUGCCACGGAACGACACGGACCUCGAGUGGAUCUUCAGGGAGCCCACUGUGGACAUCUUCAGGUCAGCCAUGAACACGUCACUGCAGACGCCCCUACAGGCCAGUACCGAAAUGACGAACUCCGCGAGUCCCGUGUUUCACGGAGACUUCCACAUGGAAUUUUGCGACAACCUGAGACAACUCCUGCAGGCCUAUUUCCGCGAUUUUACCUUCGAACGAUUGGACAAGCCGUGGCGAGCUUUUACGGCCAGUUGGAGUCGUGCAGCAGUAGCCCGGCAUCUGGGCAUCAGGUCGUCCUACGUCACCGGACAACACUGCUACGUACUGGUCAGAGUGUCCCGUCACAGGGAGUCGGCCAAACUCGGCACAGCAUCCAAGGAUCUGGAGCUAGACGAGGCCGUGGAACAAGAAGUGGAUAAUGUGCAGGUCGGCAAUGCAGCGAGCGUCAUAGAGUUCGUCCGAAACUUCGGAUCGGAUUCCAUCGCAUCCUACGCGACGGGGAACUCGCUGUAUCAGGUGUUUGUGUACAAUCCUCCCAUCUACAGAAGCAUCAAGGAUCGUCUGAGGACACAAGGCGUGUCAAAUCUGUCGAAUGUGGAACUGGCAAGUUUAUUCUCACCCUGGAGUGCAGAGCACAUCGGGGAGAUUCAAGCUGCAAGUGGGAACGCCACGGUAGAGGAGUGGGCAACGGAAAACCUCCGCAUACAUUUUUAUUUAUUUACAUACACGAGCUUGUUGAAAUUACAUCAAAAUGGAAACUUAUUGCGAAAACUGGACAGCUUAUUAGGAAACGAGGCAUUGCUGCAGUUAAACCUCAGGAUGCUCUCACCAGCAUUUAAAGACUCCAUCAAGCAGCAAUGGUUCCACGAGGUCAUAGACAACUACCUGAAGCUGUGGGAAGUGAACAUGUGAACUGAACGUCUUGACCUCAUGCCAAGUG
Molecule: messenger RNA, 1639 nt
Organism: Zootermopsis nevadensis
Lineage: Eukaryota; Metazoa; Arthropoda; Insecta; Blattodea; Termopsidae
Gene: tsl
Product: membrane-attack complex domain containing protein torso-like
Source: RefSeq, a predicted model, not a curated record